Rotaria sp. Silwood1 is the source of this 1587-nucleotide messenger RNA. The record is from the annotation of a GenBank genome assembly. NCBI's taxonomy places the organism in Eukaryota, Metazoa, Rotifera, Eurotatoria, Philodinida, Philodinidae.
AUGACAAAUUUUAAUUGGAUAAUAAUUCUAAUUAGUAUUCUUUGUAUAUUAACAAUCGCUGUAUCUGACAAUAAUGUUAAUCUUUUACCAAAAUCAAUUCAUGAACUUAAACAAUAUUAUGAUGUAAUCAAAAAUUUAGAAAAACGUGGUAUUUUAAAUAAUGAAAUUGCUGCUAAUGAAAAACAAUUAUACAUUGAACAUGCAUCAAAACUUGUCGGGAGUAAAGAAUUAUUAACUGAGGAAGAAUUCAUAACAUGGAAACAACGAGAAUUGAUUGUAUCUUUUUCAAACAUAAUAGCUAUAUUAGCUGGUAUUACUGUUAUUAUAGCGCUAACCGUAUUAAUUGGUAUCUAUAUAUUACCAAUAUUAGUUCAUAUACCAGCUAUUUAUUGGGAAAUAUUCUUUUAUAUAAUAUCAAUAUCUUUAAUGAUAUUAAAUCAUAAUUCAUGGUUAAUUUUCUUUGGUUGUCUUACAUUUCUAGCAACAUUAUCAUUUACAAUUAAAUUACAUUUUUCAAGAGAUAGACAUGCUGUUUUAAAAGCAUGUUGGAUAUGUUUUUUUGUUUGGACGAUUGUAGCUAUUUAUCAACAACAUCGUGAAGCAGGUUAUUUAGCUGUUAUGGCAUUAGAAGCAUCAUUAGGUUUUAUAAUAUUUGUUGGAGAAUUAAUUAUUGUAAUUGGUUUUCAUAAUGAAAAAGUUAUUCCAAGUGCAACAAUAGCUUCAUUUAUUUUAAUUCUUAUUGGAAGUAUUUUACAUAUUCAACAACGGUCAAAUAUAUUAACAAUACCAUUUACUCGACCAUUAUUAUUUUUAGGAACAUUUGUUUAUUUUAUUGGAUUGCUUAUUCUUAGUUCAAGUUUAUAUACUAAACAGAACGCAGGAAAACUUGCAGCUUUAUUAUUACAAAUUAUUGCAUUUUGUAGUGGACUAGCAACAAUGUUUUUUGGUCCAAUGCUUGAAAUACCAUUUAUUCAAGCUAUUGGUGGUACAAUGUUUGUUAUAUGGCUAUUAGAAAAAUAUGUUGAAAUUGCACCAUGGAAAAAUACAAUAGCAGUUGCUAGUAGUUUGUUAGAUAUUGAGAUUGCAAAUGAUGAAACAGAUCGUGAACAUUUAAUAACAACAUCACCAAUUCUGAAAUCAAAUGAAAAUAAAAAUAUUGAAGACAUACUAGGUGCCUAUCAAAAGAUAAAGAAAGGCAUGUUUAAUUCACAAUGGCUACUUAAUCCUCAGUUCGCAUCAUUUUUACAACAGUAUAAACCAGAUUCAGCUAAAGUUCUUUGUAUUGCCUCUAACAAACAUUUUUCCGUGUGUGAUGGUAGAAAAAAUGAUAUUGAUCGUCACAUAAAGUUGAAAAGAUAUAACAACAACAUAAAAUCAUUCGGUAUAGAUCGACAAUUGAUAACAUCAACUAUGAAAUCUAACACGAAGGUUGAAGAAACAGCAGCUGCAGAAGGUACUUUUGUCUACCAUGGAGUGAAGCAUAGUCAUUCUCAUUCAUUUCAACAAUAUUUUAUGUUUUGCAAUUUUGUUAAAAUAAAAACAGAAUGCUAUAGAUAUGAAAAAGUUGAAAAUCCUCAUAAAUGCUAA